UUCGUCUUGAUAAGCCAGGGUUACGGUAAGUCUACAGAAUACUGGCUGGUGGUGAUGGAAGCAAGUCUUGCUGCUCAACAUAGCUACGGUUGAUCGAGGUCUGGAACCUUGUUGUUGUAGGUGGAACAUGACUGCAUGCUACCUUUACGAUCAAUCCGAGAAGUUGCCGAUUACGGUACCAACGUCACACUUGCUACAGCAGUAAGAGCUUUGUUGCUUUCGUGUCAUGUGCUGGCGCAUUACGUCUGAACCGAGGCAACUGUUGUUACUGUGACUUCGACAUAAAGGUAAGCUCAGUCCGAACUCAGAAUGACCUGGAGGUUCUCGGUGACCCCUAGCCGAGCCCAUUGGUUUCUACGUCUUGGACUCUGUUUCGUGUUACAAGUUGUCGUUGCUCAGCCUUUGCAGCUGCAAAUCGGCGGGUUCUUUCCAGUAAGCAAAGAGGUUCCUGAGGGAGAAAUUGGGCAAGGGGUCAUCCCAGCAGUGACUUUGGCCUUAGAGCACAUCAACAGCUCACCACACAUCCUCCCAGACUACCAACUGACCAUUCAGUGGAAUGACACCAAGUGUGAUCCAGCAGUAGGAAUGAAAAGUUUUUUUGACAUGCUCUCCGAGGACCCUCGCAAGGUGGUACUUUUUGGUGACGCCUGUACUUCAGUGACAGAUCCUAUAGCUAAGGCAUCACAGUUCUUCCAACUAGCUCAACUCACUUAUGGGGACACACAUCCGAUGUAUACGGUCGAAAAUUAUCCAAAUUUUUUUCAAAUUGUCCCCAGUGAAACUGCCUUCAACCCAGCCAGAGUAGCAUUACUCCAGCUCUUCAACUGGUCUCGUGUAGGGACGCUCUAUCAAAGCAAACCUCGCUAUGCCUUACCGCACAGUAAAUUAUUGUCGGAUCUUGAAGCUGCUGAGAUUGAAAUAGCUGCUCAGCAAGGAUUUGUUGAUGAACUCAAGUUAGCUAUAUCUAAGCUCAAGGAGAAAGAUGUCCGCAUUAUUCUUGGUAACUUCGAUGAACACUGGGCGAGAAACGUCUUUUGUGAAGCCUACAAAUUAGGGAUGUACGGAAGGAAGUACCAAUGGAUCAUUGUAGGAAUGUAUGAUUAUGAUUGGUGGAUGAAACACUUAGACAAUCUGACCUGUAACCAGUCGCAGCUCAGGGAAGCCAUGGAAGGUUACUUAGCUGUAGAUAUCUUAUCUCUUAGUUCUACGGAGGACAUCACCGUGUCAGGUCUGACUUCAGCGGAAUAUUAUGCUCAGUACAAACAACAUUACAGCGGAAGCAACAAUCGUUUCCAUGGUUAUGCGUAUGAUGGGAUCUGGGUGAUAGCUCUGGCAAUUCAGAUGGUGAAACGGAAGCUUCUUGCUAGCGGAAGUUCGAGAACGCUGGAGAUGUUCGAGUAUAGUGACCCUUUCUGGGGAACCCUUUUUCGAGAGGCCUUCAACAAAACUUCAUUUAUUGGAGUGACGGGGUCAGUUAGCUUCUUCAGAAAUGAACGGCGGGGUCUUGUUCUACUCAAACAAUAUCAAAAUGGGGCUGAGGUGAAAAUCGGUGAAUACGAUUCUGUUUCAAACACGCUGAAGCUUUACAAGGAUACGAAAAUAAUUUGGAAUGGUGCCAAUGGCCCUCCACCGGAUCGGACUUUGAUCGUCAUUCAGCCCUCUAGAAUCAGUCUGACAAUCUACGCCAUCAUUGUGACCUUUGCCCUCUUGGGAAUCAUUAUGGCAUCUAGCUUUCUUGUUAUUAACAUUCGUUUUAGAAAUCAAAGGUAUAUCAAAAUGUCCAGUCCUUACCUGAACAAUAUCAUCAUUGUUGGCUGUAUGUUAACGUACACCAGUGUUAUUCUCCUAGGUCUUGAUAGCAGCUUGACGAGUGAACAUAACUUUCCAUAUAUAUGUGCUGCAAGGGCAUGGGUCCUGAUGAAUGGUUUUUCUCUGGCCUUUGGAUCUAUGUUUAGUAAGACGUGGAGAGUCCAUGCUAUUUUUACAAAUAUCAAGUUAAAUAAAAAGGUCAUCCAAGACUACAAGCUUUUUAUGGUCGUCGGAGUCCUGGUCCUCAUAGAUAUAGCCAUAUUAACUACCUGGCAGGUCAUUGACCCCUUUUAUCGAGAGACCAGCCUCGGAAUGCAGUUGCCAUCAUCUGGAAAUGAGGAUUCAGUCGUUAUACCAGAGUUGGAGUUUUGUAACAGUCAAAACAUGACAGUGUUUCUCGGUUCCAUCUACGCUUACAAAGGGUUACUUAUGGCUUUUGGCUGUUUUUUGGCAUGGGAAACUCGGCACGUAAGUAUUCCCGCUCUAAAUGAUUCCAAGUACAUCGGAAUGAGUGUGUACAAUGCGGUCAUUAUGUGUGUCAUUGGAGCUGCCAUAUCCUUCGUUCUCAGAGAACAACAGGACGCUGCCUUUAUCAUCAUCUCCAUCUUCAUCAUCUUCUGCUCCACCACUACUUUGUGUUUGGUAUUCGUGCCCAAGGUGAGACUGCUUGUUGAACUCAAACGGAACCCGAACGCGGGAGACAGGCGCGUAAGAGCUACUUUAAAGCCCUUCAAGAAGUCUCGAAGAAGCUCAGAGGAUUUUGAAUUACAAAGUCAAAUCAGACUUCUUCAAGACGAAAAUUAUCGAAACAGACAGAAAUUGGAAGAGAAAACCUUUCAACUACAAACUUUAAUCGCACGUCUAAAGGAGAUGGAAGAACCAGUGAUUGUUAUCACUCAUGGAGUGACGUCACCAAUACCAGAAAACUCCUCUGAUGGAAACUGUGAAGAUAUCCAAGUUAUAGUUCCAAGUCUUCGCCAACACAGAGAGGUUACUGUGAUUUCUAGGUCUCCAUCGCCAGAAGAAGGCCUAGAUGAAACCUUCAGUGACCAGCAUUCUCGAAGAAAACUUUCGUCGGUAUCUUUUAAGGUAGAAUUUGCUCUUCCUGCUGAAGAGGAGAGUUCUGAAAGCAGCAGAAAAGGUUCAGAUUCUGAUACAGAGUCGCCAUUUGCCGAGGGUAAAGACAUUCAAGUUUGUGGUUCCUCUCUCAGCCAUCUGUGUCCCUUGUCUUUCAUGGACCAAGUGAUUAGAUAUAUGGAUUCAGAUAGUAGCAGCGAAUCUUCUGAAUCACAUAGGCAUCUGUCAGUCAAAAUCAACGAUGGACCCGUAGAAUCUGACAAUACGCCGUACGCCAAAGCCAUAACAAACUACCCUAAAUAUUUCCAAAUAAAUGAUGUAGCUGUUGAAUCUGACGAUACGUCGUACGCUAAAGCCAUAACGAACUAUCAUAAACAUCUCCAAAUCAAGGACGUACCUUUGGAAUCUGACGAUACGUCAUACGCUAGAGCUAUCACAAACUACCACAAGAGGGCGUUGAUGAAAAGCGAUUCAUCAUCGUUUGAAGAAGACACUGAUAGGUGUGCAAAUGGAAAUAUUUCGGAAGAGAGCGACUCCUAUCGGCAAAUUAGAGUAAGUAUUAGCCGGCGAGCGAAAAGCUUUGGAGCGCUACGUUCGAACGCAGCGCCCUCUAGCUUUACAGAUGGUGAAGUCAGUGCUUCCGUAAUACACGAUAGAGGAGUUAAUUCUCAGAGGUUCUCUCCGUUGUUACCAUAUUUCAGCGAUCUCGUGACUGACCAAACACAGCAGAGAACAGGCGUCAGGGACGUCUGCACACCUUUGUCUUCGUCUUUCCCCUCUAUUAAAUGUGAUAUAGUAGAAUACCUAUGAUUUUACACAGAGAUUCUCUCCGUUGUUACCAUACAUCAGCGACCCCGUGACUGGACUAAAUACAGAAGAAGACAGUCGUCAGGAACACCUGCACGCCUUUGUAUUCGUCUUUCCCCUCUAUUAAAUGUGAUACAGUAGAAAAAUUACGAGUUUAGACAAAAUUAAUUGGAUUGUCACAUUUUCCACUUAAUGGUGGAAGAAACGAAACUACGGCUAAAUAAAAUACCCACACGACCAAGUCAUCUGUUGAAAUAAAUGUUUGACUAAGUCUUAAGACGUUCAUACGACUAAGUGAUGUUAAAGAUAAGUGUUUGACUUUGCUGUAUCUAAACAUGUUUAACAGAUUUACUGUACCUUGUCUUAAGCUUGGUCGUAUGUAUGGUCGUCAUAUAUAACAUCUAGAUGAUUGAUUGAAUACCUUUUCUUUCCAUUUAGAGAAUUUUAACAUAUCGAAUGGAAAAGUACAGCGAUCUUUAUAUUGUAUAUUGGAUCAUAUUUUAAUGAGCUUAUUGUGUGAAAAUAACGUUGCACCAAGAGUAGGACCAAACACUUCGUAAAUAGAAUAAUUAUAAUAACGUGAAUUAAUGAAAAACUAUCAUAAAACUAAUAACACUAUAAUAUUACUUUUGGAAUAAUUAUUGUCUAAAUUGUGUGAUCUAUUUGGUAUGGUUUGAUAUUGUUAAAUUGUAAGUUAUUCCACGUUUUUAUGUGGUUAUGUGAUUUAAAAGUGUACUCUUUGUGGAACCCUGUUUUUGGUACCAUCUAUAUAAAGAUAAAAAAAAAUAAUGUGCUUACUCAUCCAAGUUAUUGUUGAAAAAACCAUUCCGCUGGAACACAAAUAAGUUAAAGCACACGUUUUUAUACCUAAAACAUAAUCCUAUAGUGUAAAAAAUUUACUUAUGUGAAAACCCAAACUAACUGUAGUGUUCAUAAGGCCUAAUCUAGACUUCUCAACAUCAUUACAUUCGCUCUCAUAUCUAAACGAUCACACUUGCUUGUAGAAGAAAACUUUGUAGUUAUUUCUGUGUGAGAUUCCCAACCGUUAUGAAAAUCUGGAAUAUCCUAAACAUGAUACUGGAACUUAAAAAUAACUAUAUCUCACUCACUUUUCCAAAAGCACGUUUGCCUUUGUUACUGGAAAUAACCCAAUUUUCUAUAGAAAAAAAAAGUGAUUGUUGUAAAUACAUGUUAUGUCAUA
This is a messenger RNA of Limulus polyphemus (Atlantic horseshoe crab), 4894 nucleotides long. RefSeq names its product gamma-aminobutyric acid type B receptor subunit 2-like. Lineage: Eukaryota; Metazoa; Arthropoda; Merostomata; Xiphosura; Limulidae. Gene Ontology annotation, cellular component: G protein-coupled receptor heterodimeric complex; membrane. Gene Ontology annotation, molecular function: G protein-coupled GABA receptor activity. Bases 310 to 3696 code for a protein of 1128 amino acids. Gene Ontology annotation, biological process: G protein-coupled receptor signaling pathway; gamma-aminobutyric acid signaling pathway. The record is from RefSeq and is a predicted model, not a curated record. The transcript has 20 exons.